GAGAAUAAAACCCGCGGCAGCAUUGUCUUCCAGUCACAGUUCACCGGUUGCUUUCCGACAAUUAACAGCCUAGCUAGGACUCAUCCCAGGCCCGGCAGUGAAACCACAGUGCGUGUGUGUUUAGUGUUGCGAAGGAGCGGAAUUUGCAAAAAGGACUUGCAGUGUGCUUGUGUGUUUGUGACAAACCGCAGUGUGAUCGCAAGAAUCAAACAGAACAGAAACGAAAACAGAAAAAGCAAUGAAGCAGUUCUAUGUGUUGUUCGCCGUCCUGGCCGUGGCCGUUGCCGCCCCACCCUCGGAAACCGAUGGAUUACUAACCUCCGCCCUGAAGUUCGUGCGGGACUGUGGCGAAAAGUCGAUUGUGCUGUGCGCCAAGGAGCGCGCACUAAGACUAGCUGACGGUGCCGAAGGCGAUUUCGAGAUCACCGACGGUAUCAAGUUCGUCCAGACCGAAAAGAACACCCAGAAGGGCCGCUCUCUUAACGAUAUCUCCCUGCCCGCCGAGCCGGAAGCCCGCGAAUCCGAGAUCGAUGGACUGCUCGUCGAACGUGCCGCCCGUUUCCUUGGAACCCACACCCUUCAGUUCCAGGUACCGAAGGAAUCGAUCGAGGACAUGCAGCGCUCGCUGGAUGAAGCUCGUGGCAAGAAGAAGAAGGUCAAGAAGCUGCUCCUCCCUCUGCUCCUCCUCCUCAAGUUGAAGGCCGCCGCUCUGCUCCCGCUCGCCCUCGGUGCCCUCGCUCUGAUCGCUUUCAAGGCUCUGAUCGUCGGCAAGAUUGCCCUCAUCCUGUCCGCCAUCAUCGCACUCAAGAAGCUGUUCGACAAGAAGGGUGAACAGAGCUACGAGGUCGUUGCCCACCCGCACUACUCGCACUCGAGCUCGUACGACGAUCAUCACGGAUACGCCCGUUCGAUGGACGCCGCCCAAAACCUGGCCUACGGCGCUCACGCUCAGUAAGCUUGCCAUAUUGUAGCGAGAAGCCAGAUACCCGGCCGCGGCCCGCCCAAAAGCCACCGCGUAACCGUCAACGUCAAAGUUUACCGUCACCGCAGAGGAGAGGACAAAUGGGGGAAGGGUGAAAGGGCUGUUCCGACAUCCGGGACAUCUUUCAGCCGACCAUUACCUCUCGAUGCCCCCGGGGCAAUUGUCCUGGUUAAAAGAAAACCCCCACCCAAAAACUAACAAAACAACAAAAGAACCUUCCCCCAAUGCAACAAAAUGCUAACCCAUCCUUGCAGUAUACAAGGGUGGUGCAGCAUCUCAAACAUACUCAAACCACUAGUGGCAGGAGAUAGUUUAACAAGAGAGAGAGAAUGAUAAAGAUAAAAGAGAGAGAAAAACCAACAGUGGGACAGAUCGGGAUAGACACGCGGUCACCGGGAAAGGUCGCGAGAACGAGCUUAGAUUAAUUUAAUUUAUUUGCAAAAAACAACCCCUCACUCGUUCUCCUUCCUUUGCCGUACGGCCGCGUGCAUUCCGCACAAAACAGUAGAGACACAAGCACACAUUCACCAACCCCGCAGUAGACAAAACGUUUAUACAAAAACUUGCAGCCUUAGUACACAGAUGAAUGAAAAAAACGUAUUUAAAUUAAUUUAUUAACCGUCAGGAUCCUUUCUUUUGUGUCGUAGCGUACACUACUGCGAUCGGGAAAGAGAUAUUUAUUGCGAGCUAACGAUCCUUUCCUUUUUUUCUUCAUUUUUUUGUUUGUUUGCUCCACUUUUUCACAAUGCCCCGACCCGCCAAUCUCUCUUCCAGUUGUUUUUUCCUUCCACAGCCCGCUGAAAGUAUACCACCCCGCUGGCAGGUUUGCACGCUGAGAAGCGUUUGAAGCAGCCGUGUCGUUUUGUGGGGACCGGACCAAUUUCUUCGGUUGGUGGUUUCAGUGAUAUGUGGGAAUUUGGCCCUGAAAGUUUCAUUUGCGAGUGACCUUAACCGACCUUGGUCGUCUUUCGAUCGGUUAGCUACUCUUCACGAUCGGUUCAAUUCUUAAAGAAACGAGCGUCUCAAUACUUCUUUUUCUCUAGCGCCUCCACUUAGCAUUUCACCGUAUCUGAUCUCUUCACAUCCUCAAUCUAUGUGCCCGUCUCGCACAGCCAAAUAGCUCUUCUGUCCCAGUGCUGACCGCGCAAAGUGGCAAACGAGAGCAUCCGAUGAUCGACAGAAUCGAUUGUGGAAGUAGGUCAGCUCAGUUGCCGGAGAGGAACCUCGGGCUUCAAAAUCUUGGACUCGUGUGCGAGUGUGAGCUUUUGCUUGCCCAAGUCUUUUGCACCCAAUUUUUGGCGCAUUGGCUUUUGGUUUUUGUUUUUUUGUCAAACCGGUUCCCUUCCAAUGGGAAUCGUGACAAAUAACGGUUUGUGCGAAAUAAGAACUUCGCUCCCCGGAGAAGCUGCUGCUCGGCCUGCGAACUCGCUUAUCCAGCAGUCGCACGUUACUAAAAAACGAAAAGUUUAUAUUAAACUAGCUACUUUUCACUUUCUUUGCACGCACAAUGUGCGUGUACACAUCUUUCCACUAAUAAUAGGCCGGGGGGAUGUUUUCGUUUUUGAAAACCACCCCACUGCAAAUAUUCUACCUCUUUAGGAGGCGAACGAAUGGAAAUGAUCGCUGGUAACCGUCACGAUCACUGGUUCGUUCGCUCUAUUUGUGCAAACAUUUUCGCACCUCUGCUCUCUUAGCUUUUAUUUGUUUUUACUAACUCUACUUCAAGCCAUCUUAGGGCAGACCAGACGGGCGAGAAAACACUAGCAAGGAAGCGAAAGGGAAACAACAAAUUCUAAAAAACAAACCUCACAGAAAAACACACACCCCAGAACAGGUACGAUGCGUAAAGCGCUCAACACCCCGUGCGCCUGUUUAGGAAGGUUUACUACCAGAGGCUCGAAGGAAAGAACGUUUUGUAAGAAUGAUCUGUUCUGUUAUUUAUUGUUUAAAUUAUUGUAACUUUAAUGCUUCCUUCUCUUUCGCUUCACGCCACGGCGUUUGGGCGUUGGGAUGGGAAAUCAAUCCAAACAAAAAUUUGACAGAAAUGAAAUAAAAUGAAUCGAAAAAAAAAUAGAAAGCUGUCAAAUGGGUUCCUUUUUU
Molecule: messenger RNA, 3082 nt
Organism: Anopheles funestus (African malaria mosquito)
Lineage: Eukaryota; Metazoa; Arthropoda; Insecta; Diptera; Culicidae
Gene: Osi9
Exons: 3
Coding region: 239-955 (238 amino acids)
Source: RefSeq, a predicted model, not a curated record